Messenger RNA from Myzus persicae (green peach aphid), 1791 nucleotides. RefSeq lists its product as uncharacterized. Bases 570 to 1457 code for a protein of 295 amino acids. NCBI's taxonomy places the organism in Eukaryota, Metazoa, Arthropoda, Insecta, Hemiptera, Aphididae. Gene Ontology annotation, cellular component: membrane. The record is from RefSeq and is a predicted model, not a curated record. Gene Ontology annotation, biological process: sensory perception of taste. The transcript is spliced from 7 exons.
ACGACUUAAAAUUAAAUUAAACUUCUGCGUUUGUUUAAACUUUUGAAAUUUAUUAACUGUAUAAUUAUUCAUUUUCCAAUAUUAUCGACAUCAUAAGUAUUUCUUUGUGUACUCAAUUGCCUUUGGAUUUCGUCAAAGUCAAAUAAAUAAACAAACCAUAAACGAAUUGGUUCCGAUGAGCUUUCAUAGAUAUUAUAGGAGUAAGUGAAUUGAAAGAACAUUUAAAUCGAAAGGCGAAAAUAAUGAAGUUCAGAUCAAUUAAUAAAUAUAGAUGCUGCAAAAAUAUCUGACACUGGGGUAGUUUCGGUACCUGAUGCAGACAGAGGUACAAAGUUGGGAACUAAUUCAUUAUCAUGGUUUCAUUAAUUAUUUGUUGGUACACGAAUUGCAUUUAUAAUCACUCUAUCGGCCAGCAACCAACAACGAGCGCUUAAAACCAUCACGCCACCGCGCUGCUUCACAUUAAGCGAAACACACCAGACUAUAAAACGUUGUGUUAAUGCUUCAUUCCGGCACAACACAAUUUUUGUGCAAUUUUUUAAUCUUUAGCAAUAAAAAAUGAUCCGGAAAUGUCAGAAACAACUUCUAUAGUAAUGAUCAGUUGUUUUGAAUUAAUCAUCGUUGGAAAAUUCUUGUCUAUAAUGUGGCGCCUAAUUUGGGAUAAUCAACUAUGCAUGGUAUUAUCUAAACUUGAAACAAUUCACGAAAGAUUGUUUCGCUUGCAUGUGGUCGGGCCGAUGAAAGUAAAAUUCAAUUGGUUUUUCGUUAUUCUAAUUAUUGUAAACGUUAUAGCAAUUAUUAUAACUCCGAUCGUAUGGAUGACGAAAAAUAUCAAACAUUUACAAAUAAUAGAUUUGAUUAUGCAGUUGGUUUUUAAUGUUUUUCAAUGCAUUGCGUUUUUUGAAUAUACAUUACUUGUAUUGUACAUACAGUGGAUGAUCUACAUGAUAAAUGAACAAAUUCCGAAAAGAACAUCAUGUUUAAGUUCAUUCAGAGAUCUGUAUUUGGAAGUUAUAGAAUGCUUAAGUCAAGUCAAUAGAUCAAUAUAUGGUUUGCCAGCAAUAGUUGUUUUUAUUGCAUCAAGUAUCGCUGAAAUCAUUCUUUCAUUUUACUGUACUAUAUUAUUCCCCAGAGACUACAUCAAUGAUCCUUAUUUUGUAUUUUCUUUUAUAUCAAUAUUUAUAAGAACAUCCUAUAUAUUACUAUUAUACGGGAUAGCUCACGUCACGGCAAAAGAGAUAAAUCACACGAGUCUUGUUUUGUUUCAACGUUCAUUAAUAGAAAGAAAUCCUAGAAUUAAACGUCAGAUCAAGUUUUUUUUACUACGAAGAUUGCACGAAUACUUUCAUUUUGAGUUAUAUGGAAUAUGUCAAAUUAAUCAAAGACAAUUACUUAUUUUAUCAAACAAAGCAUUUGCUUAUUUAAUUAUUCAAAUUUUGUUCAAAUUAAAUAAAUAACAAGCAGAUACAAUUAGUGGGUAUUGGUUUAGUCUGUGAACAUUUUGAUUUCGAUUAAGCUAUGUUAAUUUGAUGUGUGAAAUUCAGUGAUAAUCAUUAAUCAUAAGAACCCGCAUAGUUAUGAUAUACGAAAAAUGAUUCAGAGCUAGAACGAUGAUUCUACUUACUCUAUAUCUAAGCAUAUUUAUAUUAGAUUAGUUUAACUAUAAUUUAUUUCUUUUUCCGUGACUCGCGUUGGAUCGAAAUAAUGUUUACUAAAAACCUCGCUUAAUAUAUUUUAUAAUUAUAUUAUUUUAAUAUAUUUAAUAAAUUAUUUUUGUUUUUAACUGUGUCA